Messenger RNA from Toxotes jaculatrix (banded archerfish), 4336 nucleotides. RefSeq names its product ankyrin repeat domain-containing protein 34A. NCBI's taxonomy places the organism in Eukaryota, Metazoa, Chordata, Actinopteri, Toxotidae. Gene Ontology annotation, molecular function: protein binding. The transcript has 2 exons. Bases 167 to 1765 code for a protein of 532 amino acids. The record is from RefSeq and is a predicted model, not a curated record.
CGCCGUCAGUCAGUAGACAGUCGGUAACCGUCGGUAACGGUCGGUCGGAUGAUGAAGAUGAUGCUGCUUCUUCAGCUCGGCGGUCAUGUGACUUCUCAUGGAGUAUGGCUGGUCAGCAUUGAGCUAGGUUGCAGUGGUCAGGAGGUCUGAGGUGAGACAAGGGAUCAUGGGAGAUGGAGGACCCCUGCAGACCGAGGGAAAUGCCCUCCUCAAAGCCGUCUUCCAGGGGAAGUUGAGGUUGACCCGCCUGCUGCUGGAGGGUGGUGCCUACAUCAAUGAGGGCAAUGAGCGCGGAGAGACCCCCGUCUCAGCGGCCUGCUUGGCGAGCUACGAUGACCCGCAGACCCGGCAGAGGAUGGUCCGGUACCUGCUGGAGAAAGGUGCUGACCCGAACAUCCCUGAUAAGAGCGGGAGGACAGCACUGAUGCACGCCUGUGCUGAGCAGGCAGGGAAGGAGGUGGUGUCACUGCUGCUGGAGAACGGAGCUGAUCCCAGCCUCAAAGACUACUCUGGCUCCUCCGCCCUCGUCCACGCUAUCAACAAGGGGGACCGCGACACCCUGCAGGUCCUGCUGGAUGCCUGCAAAGCCAAAGGCAAGGAGGUGAUCAUCAUCACCACUGAUACGUCUCCAUCAGGCACCAAGAAGACCAAACAGUACCUCAACUCCCCCCCCUCCCCAGGCAUUGUGGACAAGCUGUCUCCAGCCUGCAUGUCUCCCUCUGAGGUAGAGAUAGGCACCGCUUCACCAGCUGGAGACAAGAGCAAAGACGAUGAGGGCAUAUUCAGCUUCGCUCUUACCUCAGCUUUACCUUUGCCUUCAGCUCGACUUCCAGGUGAGAAGAGACCACCACCUCGCAAGCUGCUGAAGAGGCUGAACUCUGAGCCCUGGGGCCUGGUGGCACCCUCGGUGCUGAGUGGGGUUCCCCAGGACCGGGUGGACGGAGGUCUGGAGGAGGAGGGCAGCUGCGAACUCAGCAGGAUGAUCACUGAGAUUAAUGGGCUGGCCAUCACGGAACCAGUGAGACCUCUACUGUCACGGCGACACAGCAUCGAGACCCACGACCCCUGCUCCCCCAAACUCAUCGACCGCUCCUGCUCUGAGGACUGUGCAGCCCUCGCUGGCUCUUGGGCUGAUAAAGUCCAACAGCACCAGACUCUGUACCGCAGGAACACAGCCCCAGAAUCCCAGGAGAAUGCUGGAGGACCUGGGACAGUUACAGCCCGGACCUUGACUCACCCCAAACUGACCCGGAUGGAACACUACGAGUCAGACACUCACCUCUGCCCUGAGUCCAUCCCCGGCUCUCCAGACUCUGGUCGAGUGUCUGUGGAGCGGCGGAGGUACAACGCCUCCCCCCUGUCCCUGGUUACGAGCUCCUCCAGGGAGUCUCUGGAGAACAUCCCCAACUCCGUGUCCCCCAUCACCAUGCGCCGGCGUCCCCCGGGGCUCCUGGAGCGCAGGGGCUCUGGGACUCUCUUGCUGGACCACAUCUCCCACACCAGGCCCGGCUUCCUGCCACCACUCAACAUCAACCCCCAGAGACCUAUCCCCGACAUCCGGGCUAAUGGCAAGGCCACCUCCCCGGUCCACUCCGGACCCAAGAUCUUGGUUCCAGUGGCCCCGGCCUCACCCAAACGGGGCCCGGACUUCAAGAUGAAGAAGAAGCUGAUGAGGAGACACUCGAUGCAGACAGAGCAGAUGAAGCAGCUCUCCACCUUCCAGGAGAUCUUGGCUGAGAAAGUCAUCGAAUCCAAUGGGGACUGAUGACAGGAAGCGUUUGAGCAAGGCAUGAUGGGUAGCUGCAGGAACCUGUUACUGUGAAGCUUCUGCAUCCUGUCAGCACCUCACUGACGAACUCUGACACGUUUAAAACCACAUCCUGGUGUUUAUGGAGGGCUGCACGUACAAGGAUUUAAUGAAAAUGAGAGAAUGGCUCAGUUGGAUUUUAGUAAAAUCAGAUUUAAAUGUGAUUUGAAUAUAAUUUCUGGUUCUGAGGUUCAGAUUCGUUUCUUUUCUAGAUCUAGAGGUUGCUAUGACAAAAGUAACUGGACAUCCUGAAGUUCCUGUAGGUGUUUGACUGUCGAAACUUAUUUAAUUAUUUAAUCAGAUCUAAGAUCUGGAGUCACGUUACCUGUUGUAGCCACUUUAGACUGGUUACCUGUUCGUGUAAGAACUGAGGAUUUUAGACUCCCUGACCCAUCGCUGACCCAGACUAACAAGCACCGAGCUGAGCUGGUUUUCCCACCUGCCUCUGACUCUGCACACCCAACAAAUCACAAAUUAGACAAACUGUGACCUGUCGUCACUGUCAAGUAAAAAACCAAAAAGCAAAAAUGUAAAACAAAUUUCACAGAGAGAAACGUUCCAGUCCUCAGUUCAUGUUUCUUCUUCCCGUGAAGCAGACGUCACCUGCACUGUUCAUUUAGUUAGAAGAAGGCUGAGAUGUGGACAGCUGGACAAAUUCAAAACAACACAGAAGAAAAUGUGAAUAAAUAAGUAAACAUACACGAGCAACAAGCAUGAAGAGGUAAAUAAACUUUACAGCUGACAGUUAAAUGUUUGACUCCUUGGUUUAGGGACUAAUCUCACAUUUAAAGAACAGGCACUAAACUGUAACACCUGUCCAGCCCAGGUGCUGCUCAGGUAGAACGAGCAACUACAGCUCAGACGUAGAAAAUGAAAAUCCACUGUUUUCAACAAACAUCUGUGGACUGAAGCGAAUCUGCACAUCAUUUAUUUCAUGAGCUGAAAAGAUUUUUCUGUCGCCGUCGCUCCUGAAGGUUAAAGUUGAACCGUUGUUGGUGCAGCUCUCAGGUUCCUCUGCUCAGCCACGGGAAGUUUUCUGGGUUAAAAUCACGUAAAGUUCCUGAUGCUUCCUCUGAACUCCUCCUCGUUCCUCCACUUCAGUCAAAAACUGAUGGAACUAUAAGAAUAACCAACUUGUUUGAUGUUUACAGAUGCGCUAUUUGCACCAAGGUCACGUCCACUUUGCUGCGGGUGACGGAUGAAAACAGGAACCUGAGAUUAUUUCCUGGUCUGAACAUCAGCUCUGAGACUUCAUUCUUCUCAUUAAUGAAGCUAUUUAUUUUCAUUCAUUUACAAACUGAAGUGUGAAACUACCUAGAGCGCUGUAUGUGCUGUAAUUACCUGCUCCUGUAUAACAGUUGGUAUUUCUGUGUAAACGAAUCGUCUUUAUUUUCCAGUUCAGAGGGACGUUUGGACGUCUCUACGCUCUGCAGUGCGAGGACACUGAGAACACAGUUCUGAGGUGAAAUGAAGUCGACUCCACUGCUGAAGAAAUUCCAAAUACGCUGUGUGGACGAGCUGCCACAAAACCUGAGACUGUAAAUACUGUAAAGAUCCGUCUGUGCUGUAAUGUCAGUCCUCAAGCAUUUCAUCUGGUUUCAAUGGGAGGACGCGCUGGAGGACGAUUAAAGAAAGAGUCCCACAGUCUGAGGAGAAGCUGGAUAUCAGCUUCAAGUCCUGGUCCGGGACAGAAACAGUUCACAUCCGUCCUCCGGUUCUAAUUCAGAAUCUGAAAACGUGCGAUUACGUCCCAAAACUGAUGGUGGAGAAUCAGAGACACUACAGCAGCAGCAGCGCAGCAUCGACGGCCUUUCAAACGAGCUGGAAUCAGAUGUGUCUCACACAGACGUGAACGAUUCGUGUGACAUGAACACGUCCUGGACGCAUCUGAACUAUGCUCUGACAGGAGACUGAUCUCCAUCUGACUGAGGACGGGACAGAGAUCAACUCAUGUUAAAAUGUUCCUUUGAAUUUUCUGUGAGGUUUAAUGGAAAGAACAGAGGCUCCUGAACGCCUCCCUGAGGGACUCCACACUGAAGACAGAGAUAAAGUGGAUGAUUAGUGAAGUUCUCGGAGCUGUGGAUAAAGUUUGACUGUUUCCAGCGAAGCGUCCUGGCGAUGCGCUGAGUAAACGUUUCCUUGUCCGAAUGUAAAGCUGAGUAAUGUAAAGGUUUCACCGUCUCUGAUGAACUGAACGUUCAUCAGUCAGUUCUUCAUAUUGGCUCAGUCCAGCAUGUUCUCCAGGCUGAUCUGGAUCAGAGACUAAACUGGAUCACAUUCUGAAUCACAGUGGUACUGGUUUAAAACUGGUUCAGACUGGUUUAAGCUGAAUUAAACUGGUCAGACUUGGACUCAGUUUUUCAGACCAGUUGAUCCUGGACCUUGUUGUUGUGGGUAGAUACUUGAAGUUUAAACUAAAGCAAAGUAUUUUUGUAAACUGUCAGCUGAUAUAAACAUCUCUGAUGAAUCUGUGAUCUAUUUUUCUUCUUUCACUUUGAUUGUAACUUAAACUGUGGAAUAAAAACACGU